GGAGAGGAGAGGACGAGGAAGAAGAAGAAGACGACGACGACGACGACGGAGAGAGUGACGAAGAGAGUGAACAGGACGAGGCUUUCAGGGCGACGGUUAGCCUCCCGGAACGGACAUGGUGGAGCUGAAGGAUUGCAUGGAGGAGCUGCUGAAGUUCACUCUGCAAUCUCACAUUUGUCGGACGCUGUGUCUCGAUUUCGACCUCGGCAUCUCCACUGACUACUGCUCUGCUCUCCUCGUGGAAGACGAAAACGACCUCAACGCCUCGCCGUCUCCUUCCUCCGGGUCCUUUGAAGGCGUCCCGCGUUAUCCUUUAUACAGACGUCUGGCUGUGGCUCUAAGUGAAGCCAUACGUUCCGGAAUGUUAAGCAAGAAAGAUGAGAAAACCGCAUUCUUUGAUGAAGAAAACACCAUAAAUCAGAACGGAGAGCUAGAUGAAUUGAUUCAGCAAAGAGGAACUGAAUUGAUGAAUAUUUUGAAGACCAUAAACUUCGAAAUUCAUGUUCAAGAGCCUUUCUUUACGCAACUAAAAGAUGGGCAGAAGACAGUUGAAGGAAGAUGUGCUACUGGUGAUUACAAUCACAUUAGUACAGGUGCCUUCAUUCUUGUCAACAAGUGUUUGGUUCUUGAGGUUCAGGAUGUUCGUAAAUAUGCUUCAUUUCUGGAGAUGUUGGAAGGAGAGGGUCUGAGUAAAGUCCUUCCUGGAGUUAAUACUUUUGAAGAUGGUGUGCAAAUCUACAGAAGGUUCUACAUGGAAGAGAAGGAAAGGGACAAUGGUGUUCUCGCAAUUGAUAUAUUAAAAUCAAGUCAUCAGCCUUACAUUUCUGUAGCUCGGAUAAUAUCUGUACUGGGUUACAAUGGGGUUCAUAACCUUCUCGGCCUUGUUCAUACUGCUGGAACAGUAUCUGACUCACUUCCGCCACCUAGAUCUGCUCUUCUCUCUGCACUUCAGCAACCUUAUAACCGAGAUGUAAAAGGUAGCACCUUAACUGAUGGGGCCAGGGCUUUGGCCAAGCAUUUCAGCAGGAGCAGCAGCAAAUACUGGGGAAGCUUAGAUGGCAGUGAUUCUAGAAAAAAUAAGGCUGCAAUGGACAUCAUUACCUGCCUGAUUUCAUCCUGCUGCUGGUUGAACUUGCAUGUUGUUCCACCUCAUGGAGUUGUGUUCGAGAUAAGGGAUGCUAAUGGUUAUGGCGCAAGGUGGUCUGGAGACGGCUCCAAGUUUAUUGGAUUUCUCGAGCCUUACAUGAAGGAUGGUCACUUGAGAAGAUGGAGGCACUGAUUUUAGCCGGAUGACACCUUAAUCGGCCAAAAACCUUGCGUAGCUGUUAUGCAUGUUUGACCAACAUACUUUACGAGCUAGGAAAUUUUUCAGUUCAGUCACAGAUGCUUCAGUCAUUUUUUUUGUCUUUUCUAAGUGCAUCGUACUCCAAAUUUUAAUUUACAUACGAUACAACAAUGAUGCAGCCGAUAAUAAGUACACGCAGUCGACUGUCUGAAUGGUCUGUAGUAUGACACAAAUGAAACGAUAAGUCCAGAAAAGACAAAAUAGUGCUGGAGGGUUUGUGA
Messenger RNA from Punica granatum (pomegranate), 1566 nucleotides. NCBI's taxonomy places the organism in Eukaryota, Viridiplantae, Streptophyta, Magnoliopsida, Myrtales, Lythraceae. The record is from RefSeq and is a predicted model, not a curated record.